Molecule: messenger RNA, 3653 nt
Organism: Rattus norvegicus (Norway rat)
Lineage: Eukaryota; Metazoa; Chordata; Mammalia; Rodentia; Muridae
Gene: Thbd
Product: thrombomodulin
Exons: 1
Coding region: 154-1887 (577 amino acids)
Biological process (GO): negative regulation of coagulation; blood coagulation
Cellular component (GO): cell surface; membrane; plasma membrane
Molecular function (GO): calcium ion binding; carbohydrate binding; transmembrane signaling receptor activity
Source: RefSeq, marked provisional
AGGGACUACGAACCUGGGCUAGAAAAGUCUAGGCUGAGACAGAGGCUAACUGCUGUCGCCGCAGACGUACGAAACCCUCUGCCGGGACUGGGUGCCUGCACCAUCGCAGUGCUAGCGUUUUCUCGUAGCUUGCACGGUGUUCUCCUGAACAGCAUGCUUGGGGUUUUCCUUCUGGGUGUGCUGGCUCCAGCUGGCCUGGGGAUCUCUGCACUAGCCAAGCUGCAGCCCAAAGGCAGUCAAUGCGUGGGGAAUGAGUGCUUCGCGCUUUUCCAGGACCCCGUGACCUUCCUCGAUGCCAGCCAGGCCUGCCAGCGCCUGCAGGGACAUUUGAUGACAGUGCGCUCCUCGGUGGCUGCGGAUGUCAUCUCCCUUCUGGUGAGCGACAGUAGUAUGGACUCACGGCCCUGGAUCGGUUUACAGCUCCCUCAGGGCUGUGGUGACCCGGUGCAUCUCGGGCCCCUGCGCGGCUUCCAGUGGGUUACUGGGGAUAACCACACCAGUUACAGCAGGUGGGCGCGGCCCAACGACCAGUCGCCUCCACUUUGCGGUCCGCUGUGCGUCACGGUCUCAACAGCAACAGAAGCUGCACCAGGCGAGCCGGCCUGGGAAGAGAAGCCGUGCGAGAACGAGACCAAGGGUUUUCUCUGCGAGUUUUACUUCGCAGCUUUCUGCAGGCCUUUACGGGUGAAUACCCGAGAUCCUGAGGGUGCCCACAUCUCUAGCACCUACAAUACCCCAUUGGGGGUCAGCGGCGCGGAUUUUCAGACGCUGCCGAUAGGCAGUUCUGCUACCGUGGCGCCCUUUGGCUUGGAGCUGGUGUGCAGGGCCCUGCCCGGAACUUCAGAGGGACACUGGACUCGGGAAGUGACAGGAGCUUGGAACUGCAGCGUGGAGAAUGGUGGCUGCGAGUACAUGUGCAACAGGAGCGCUAACGGACCCAGAUGCGUCUGCCCCAGCGGCGGGGACCUGCAGGCUGAUGGCCGUUCGUGCGCAAAACCUGUGGCUCAAUUGUGCAACGAACUCUGCCAGCAUUUUUGCGUCAACAACUCUGAUGUGCCAGGCUCUUAUUCCUGUAUGUGCGAAACAGGCUACCAGUUGGCGGCAGACGGACAUCGGUGUGAGGACGUGGAUGACUGUAAGCAGGGGCCCAAUCCAUGCCCUCAGCUCUGUUCUAACACCGAGGGCGGCUUCGAAUGCCGCUGCUAUGAUGGCUAUGAGUUGGUGGACGGAGAGUGCGUGGAGCAACUGGAUCCGUGCUUCAGAUCUAAAUGCGAGUAUCAGUGCCAGCCAGUAAACUCCACGCACUACAAUUGCAUCUGUGCUGAGGGCUUCGCACCUAAGCUGGAUGAUCCCGACAGGUGCGAAAUGUUCUGCAAUGAAACUUCGUGCCCAGCAGACUGUGACCCCAACUCCCCAAGCUUUUGUCAAUGCCCUGAGGGCUUCAUCCUGGACGAGGGUUCCAUAUGCACAGACAUUGAUGAGUGCAGUCAAGGCGAAUGCCUCACCAAUGAAUGUCGAAACCUUCCUGGCUCCUAUGAGUGCAUCUGCGGACCUGACACAGCCCUUGCUGGUCAGAUUAGCAAGGACUGUGACCCCAUCCCUGUUCUGGAGGACUCAGAGGAUGGUGGCUCUGGGGAGCACCCAUCAAGCAAUCCGACGGUAGUCUCUUCGACAGUUCCCCCUUCUGCAAGACCAAUGCACUCUGGUGUGCUCAUUGGGAUCUCCAUUGCCAGCCUGUCCCUGGUGGUGGCGCUUUUGGCGCUUCUUUGUCACCUGCGCAAGAAGCAGGGCACUGCUCGCGCAGAGCUGGAGUACAAGUGUACCUCUUCAGCCAAGGAGGUAGUACUGCAGCACGUGAGGACUGAUCGGACGCUGCAGAAGUUCUGAGGGAUUUACUCCAGAGACCAAGGUGGCCUUUGUCUUUCCGGGCUCUGUACCUCUCCUUUCUCUCUCUUCAGCCUCCCAGCUGUGCUCUCUGGCAAUGUAAAAGCAUUCUGGCUGGUAUAAUAACCAGAGAAGAGCUCAUCCUCUUAUGACAAGCGAGGGUAGGGAGGACUUGAAGCCGGAGAGCCCAGUUUCUUCCAAGUAGAGACUGGACAACUGGGCGGAGGUGACAAAUACAGUGAAGAUCCCAGAGUGUCCCAGUCCCUCACCUCGGGGUGCAGGAUGUGUGGGUGCUGCUGAUCUGUAGGCUUGGAGGCAAACCUUGACCCUAUGGACUGGAGAUGACCCAGAUAUUUAUUUUUUUAAAAGUAUUUAGUAUUUUCUUCCCUUCAGCUUUAUUCUGCUUGUAAGUCUCCAGUCCCUCACCCUUUUCUGUGUCCCUCCAUUCCUUUCCCUCCCCUCCCCCUCUCCAUCAUUCUCCUCCCCGAACCUGAUCAUAGUUUGCCUUUACCCUUGUCUCCAAACUCUUAUGUGAAACAGAAAAAAAAAAAACACUAAACGCAGAAAAAUAUUUUUUUUCGCUAGCUUUGGCAAUUUAAUCGGGGAUUUCAGGUAACCAGAGCAAAAGAAUUUAAACAAAAGUUAAAAUGUUUCAACUGAACACUAACUAGUUAAUAGUGCUGGAAUAUCACAGAAUUUAAACUCAAGGAAGUAGGGUUUUGAUUUUUUUUAAUCUUUGUUUUUGAAAGGGUGAGCCUGGGUUUUAUGAUUGUUGCUGUUGUUUUUUUUUUAUUUAGAAUGACAAAAGAGGUAAUAAUUAUUAAACUUUUUAUGCCGGCUUCUACAGUGUUAUUAAUUUUUGACAGUGUUUCAAAUGUGCAGAGGAUCCUUUGUCCAACCCUUUGACAUUCCAAUAGGACAUUGCCAUCUUCAGACAUAUUGGGCCACAUUCAUAGCUAUCCAAGAAUGUAUGUGGUCCUUAGCCUGGACAUAUCUGAGACGGAUGGAUGGAAGCAUCUUCCAGUAAAGCUUGAGCUGUAUGCUUCGUGCCUGGCUGACUCUCCACUGUGUUUGCCAUUUGUAGUCCCAAAAUAAAAGCAAUGUGCUGCUUAGGGAGAUAUGGCAACUUGGGAAAGGAGUCUGGGGGGUGACUAGAUGGGACUUUGCUUUAAUGAAACUCUGGAACGAUAUCUUGUACUUCAGAGAGAUCUACUAGCCCUGGCCUAUACACAAGAAUUGGGACCUCCCUUGGGAUCUGGCUAGAAUUGCAAAAUCCUAACCCCCACCCUACCCCACUCCCACCCCAGUGAGCCAGUUCAUAAGAAGCUGCAUUUUGACAACAUCCACAGGGCAUUGUCCAGUCAUUUCAGGACAACUGGUCUAAAGAGUUUCCAACUUCUUGAGAACAUUUAAAUGUCACUUAAUAAUAAGUAGCAGGCCAUAUGCAGGCCAUUUUUUAAUAAAGAAACUGAGGAAUUUUCUCUGCAUAGCUUUGCUUUCUGGAUAAAAUAAAAGGACCAGGUACAUGCCUCUAGAUAUUGGCAUACAGAGUCCAGAAGGGUUUUGUUUUAAGUAAGCUAGGAAUGAGUUCAUAUGUCAGUGUAAGGAACAAAUGUAUCAUAUGUGUAUCUUUUGUGAAGAAAAGGUUUUCUUUACUGUUUUGUAGGCUCAGCAUAUCUGUACAUAUUUAUUUAUUGGAGUUUAGCUAGAACACAAGCAAAGCCUUUGCUUAUGACGUCACGUGUAUAAAAUAAAUAGAUUACAAUGUA